GGGAGAUGGCAGAAAGCAGGGCGAAGCGAGUGAGGAUAAAGGAAAUAGAUGGCUGGACUCUUGGCCUGCUGAUUGAUUACAUCUACACAGCAGAGAUACAGGUCACAGAAGAUAAUGUACAGGCGUUGCUACCAGCAGCUGGAUUGCUCCAGCUGACUGAGGUGAAAAAGGCCUGUUGCGAAUUCCUAAGCUCUCAGCUUCAUCCAUCCAACUGUCUUGGAAUACGAGCCUUUGCUGACCUCCAUGCUUGCUCUCAGCUCCUCACGCAGGCUAACAGUUACGCAGAGCAACAUUUCACGGAGGUGGUCGGGAGUGAAGAGUUUCUUAACUUGGGCAUGGAGCAAGUGUCCAGCCUUAUUGCCAGUGACAAACUCACCAUCCCUUCAGAGGAAAAGGUUUUUGAGGCAGUGAUCGCCUGGGUCAACCAUGAUAAAGAUAUCCGUCAGGAGCACUUGGCUCAUCUGAUGGAGCAUGUUCGCCUGCCCCUCCUCUCAAGAGAGUAUCUGGUGCAGAGGGUGGAGGAAGAGUCUCUGAUUAAGAAUAGCAGUGCAUGCAAAGACUACCUGAUUGAGGCCAUGAAGUACCACCUGCUGCCGGCUGACCAGAGAGCGCUGAUGAAGACUGCACGGACACGGAUGAGGACUCCAGCCUGCUGCCCUAAGGUAAUGGUUGUGGUAGGGGGCCAGGCUCCCAAGGCCAUCCGGAGUGUUGAAUGUUAUGACUUCGAGGAGCAGCGAUGGUACCAGGUGGCCGAACUCCCUACCAGGCGAUGCAGAGCAGGUGUGGUGUAUGUGAGUGGAUGUGUGUAUGCAGUCGGCGGUUUCAAUGGUUCUUUGCGUGUGCGGACGGUUGACUGCUAUGACCCGGUCAUGGAUCGCUGGAGCUGCGUGAACAGCAUGCAGGACCGGCGCUCAACACUGGGUGCUGCUGUACUUAAUGGACUGCUGUAUGCAGUAGGAGGCUUUGACGGAAGCACAGGACUGUCCACAGUUGAAGCGUACAAUGCGAAGACAGACGAGUGGUUCCACGUUUUGCCCAUGAGCACCCGCCGGAGCAGUGUCGGAGUAGGUGUUGUCAAUGGGAUUUUGUAUGCAGUAGGAGGUUAUGAUGGCGCGACCAGGCAAUGUUUAAGUACAGUUGAAGCUUAUAAUCCAAACAGCAACACAUGGAGCUACAUUGCUGAGAUGGGCACAAGACGCAGCGGCGCAGGCGUAGGUGUGUUAAAGGGCAACCUUUACGCUGUGGGGGGACAUGACGGCCCAUUAGUGAGGAAGAGCUGUGAGGUGUAUGACCCUGCUUCCAACAGCUGGCGACAGGUGGCGGACAUGAACAUGUGUCGACGCAAUGCAGGUGUGUGUGCUGUGAACAAUUUACUGUAUGUGGUGGGAGGAGAUGAUGGCAGCUGUAACCUGGCUUCUGUGGAGUACUACAACCCAAACUCGGACAAGUGGACACUACUUCCUGCGUGUAUGAGCACUGGACGCAGCUAUGCAGGUGUGACUGUGAUUGACAAGCCGUUAUGA
This is a messenger RNA of Lampris incognitus (smalleye Pacific opah), 1523 nucleotides long. RefSeq names its product kelch-like family member 2 (gene klhl2). The record is from RefSeq and is a predicted model, not a curated record. NCBI's taxonomy places the organism in Eukaryota, Metazoa, Chordata, Actinopteri, Lampriformes, Lampridae. Bases 6 to 1523 code for a protein of 505 amino acids. Gene Ontology annotation, molecular function: protein binding. The transcript is spliced from 12 exons.